CUUUUCUACUUUUUUUUCCAGCUUUGACUUUUCUUCCCCCCCACAACAUACCACACGUCAUGUCACCAGCUGCAACUGCCACCACUGUUGACGCAUCGCAACAAUUCCACACGAUUUCAACAACAGCAACAUCAACGGCCAAAAGCAAAAAUGAUUGUCUUGUUGAACCUAAACGUUUUGAAUUCAAAGACUCGUUAUUUGAGUAUUCUGUUCAUGCCCCCUCCGAUCGAUUCCUGAGAGACAUGGCUACUGUUUUCCCGCAUCUCUCCGUGCGACAACGUAAAGAUCUUUUGGUUGUACCAGUUAUUCAACAAUGUGAAAAUGACAUGGUCGGCUUGACAUAUGAGGUCAACAAAGAGCGAGACGAUAAGCUUGAAUUGUUUGUUGACUGGGGUAAACGUGUCGCUGACAGACUCGCAUCAGUUGGUUUUUGGGCUGAUGUGACAGACCCUGCAUCUGGUUUUCCCGUACUUAGCGAAGCCGGCCCUUCGCCCUAUCCGGACGUACAGGCAACAACUGCAUUGACACGCUAUGACAUUCAGAAUGUCGGAUGCUGCCAUAUUCUGUUGCAUCCUGCUUGGAAGAGUCGCAUCUAUCCUGCCACCUUUUUCACCAUUGCUCCUGCAGAUAUCCUUGUCAAAGUUAUUGACGAAAUUAAUUCCGCCCUCCAACAGUAAAUUGGUCCUGGUCGAUCGAUCUUUUUUAUAUUCACCCGAUUUUCUAGUAGCAGAUGCACCCCGCACAAAUGUAUAUUGCCAUUUGAAUGUAAUAGACAAUA
Molecule: messenger RNA, 778 nt
Organism: Zychaea mexicana
Lineage: Eukaryota; Fungi; Mucoromycota; Mucoromycetes; Mucorales; Lichtheimiaceae
Product: methylmalonic aciduria and homocystinuria type D protein
Exons: 3
Coding region: 60-677 (205 amino acids)
Biological process (GO): cobalamin metabolic process
Source: RefSeq, a predicted model, not a curated record